Macaca mulatta (Rhesus monkey) is the source of this 3136-nucleotide messenger RNA. RefSeq names its product alpha and gamma adaptin binding protein (gene AAGAB). Lineage: Eukaryota; Metazoa; Chordata; Mammalia; Primates; Cercopithecidae. The record is from RefSeq and is a predicted model, not a curated record.
GGCGGAAGCGGCUGCCAGACGGAACCGGCUUGCGAGCGCAGCUAUGGCUGCGGGCGUACCCUGUGCGUUGGUCACCAGCUGCUCCUCCGUCUUCUCUGGAGACCAGCUGGUCCAACGUGAGUAGAUAGGCGCCUGGGCCGACCUCCAAGGCCCCUGAGCCUCGGCGGGCGACGGACCCAGCACCUCGGCCUCUCUGGGCCUUGUCCUCGCCGCGGGCCCUGCGUUCUUCCUCCAGUCAAUGGAGGCGCCCAGUCACCCCAGGUGGCUGCCCCUGGCUCUUAAUCUCGUGCUUUUCUGCCCACCCGGCCCUCUUCUGCGUUCCUUUCGGCUUCUUGUGUAAAGUGAGACUGAUUUCCCGCUCUGCCCAGCCCAGCCCACAGGUUUUUGCGAGGAUCCGUUGAGAUGAACCUGAAGGCUCUGCGGAAAUUGCGCUAGGUUACAGGAGUGUAAGAUAUCCUUGGAACAGAAGAUCUUAUUGUGGAAGUGACUUCCAAUGACGCUGUGAGAUUUUAUCCCUGGACCAUUGAUAAUAAAUACUAUUCAGCGGACAUCAAUUUGUGUGUGGUGCCAAACAAAUUUCUUGUGACUGCAGAGAUUGCAGAAUCUGUCCAAGCAUUUGUGGUUUACUUUGACAGCACACAAAAAUCAGGUCUCGACAGUGUCUCCUCAUGGCUUCCACUGGCAGAAGCAUGGUUACCUGAGGUGAUGAUCUUGGUCUGUGAUAGAGUGUCUGAAGAUGGUGUAAACCGACAGAAAGCUCAAGAAUGGUGCAUCAGACAUGGCUUCGAAUUGGUAGAACUUAGUCCAGAGGAGUUGCCUGAGGAGGAUGAUGACUUCCCGGAAUCUACAGGAGUAAAGCGAAUUGUCCAAGCCCUGAAUGCCAAUGUGUGGUCCAAUGUAGUGAUGAAGAAUGAUAGGAACCAAGGCUUUAGCCUUCUCAACUCAUUGACUGGAACAAACCAUAGCAUUGGGUCAGCAGAUCCCUGUCACCCAGAGCAACCCCAUUUGCCAGCAGCAGAUAGGACUGAAUCCCUCUCUGAUCAUCGGAGUGGUGCAUCUAAUACAACAGAUGCCCAGGUUGAUAGCAUUGUGGAUCCCAUGUUAGAUCUGGAUAUUCAAGAACUAGCCAGUCUUACUACUGGAGGAGGAGAUGUGGAGAAUUUUGAAAGACUGUUUUCAAAGUUAAAGGAAAUGAAAGACAAGGCUGCGACACUUCCUCACGAGCAAAGAAAGGUGCAUGCAGAAAAGGUGGCCAAAGCAUUCUGGAUGGCAAUCGGGGGAGACAGAGAUGAAAUUGAAGGCCUUUCAUCUGAUGAAGAGCACUAAAUUAUUCAUACUGGGGUUUGACUAACAAAUGCUAGCUGUCUCUGAGAUCUCUCUCUACUCAGCCCAGUCAUAUUUUGCCAAAAUUGCCAUCAUCAUGUUGGCUGCCUGACUUGUUUAUAGGGUCCCCUUAAUUUUAGUUUUUAGUAGAAGGUUAAGGAGAAAUCCUUUUUUCCUCAGUAUAUUGUAAGAGAGCGAGGAAUACAGUGAUAGUAAUGAGUGAGGAUUUCUUAAAUAUAAAUUUUUUGUUGUUCUAGGAAUGAGGGUAGGAUAAAUCUCAGAGGUCUGUGCGAUUUACUCAAGUUGAAGACAACCUCCAGGCCAUUCCUGGUCAACCUUUUAAGUAGCAUUUCCAGCAUUCACACUUGAUACUGCACAUCAGGAGUUGUGUCAACUUUCCUGGGUGAUUUGGGUUUUCUCCGUUCAAGGAGCUUGUAGCUCUGAGCUAUGAUGCUUUUAUUGGGAGGAAAGGAGGCAUCUGCAGAAUUGACGUGAGCUAUGUGGGGCCAAAGUCUUAGCCCACAGCUUAGUCUCUACCUAAGAAAAUGCCUCUGGGCAUUCUUUUGAAGUAUAGUGUCUGAGCUCAUGCUAGAAAGAAUCAAAAAGCCAGUGUGGGUUUUUAGACUGUAAUAAAUGAGGCAAAGGAUUUCUAUUCCAGUGGGAAUAAAACCUCUCUAGUGAGUUGUGGGAGAUAGGUUGUAUGUUAGAGAGAACCUUAAGGAGUCCUUGUAUGGGCCACGGAGACCAUAGGUGAUCAUAUACUGUGAUUUUCGUAAAGAAACUCUUCUGCCUUAGUUAGAGUUCUCCCCUGCUGCUGGAGAUGCCAGAGCUGUGUUGUCAUACUUUAUACCCACAAAACAAGGCACAUUUCCCCCUUUUUCUCUUUACAGCCAAAGAGAGAUGACUGCCAAAGGGGGAACACUAAGGAGUGGGUGGGGAAGCGAAAUGUUGGGCAGUGAGUUCCUGAGCACCUUGUUUGACUUCCGAGGUUCAUAGCUCCUCUCUGCCCUUCCAGGCCUGGAACCUUGGGUGACUAUCUUUCAUUCUUUAUCCUUUGUCUUGAGUGAGUGGGUCAGCCCCAAAGGAACUGAUAAGUAAAUGGCAAGUUUUUAAAGGAAGAGUGGAAAGUACAGCAAAUAAAAAUCCUUAUUUGUUUUUGUAGACUUUGUAAUGCAUAUCAUUAGCCCUCACUGUGAUCAUUAUUGCUGUGGCUCUGAACUGGCACAUAGUACAGUGGAUGGAAGGUGCCCACACACCAGCUGAGAACCGGUUCUGGCCUAGGUGGGCCCUAGAACCAUUUACACCGCAUGAAAGAAACAGGUUGGGUUAGGAGCAGAAAGAAAUAAGGCUCACACCCCUCCAGACACCACCUUAUAAGCACUGCAGAACCUGAAACAGAUGGCAGAAGGAAUGGAAUGCUACGGGGGCCAGCAGGAGUGACCACAGGGAGGAGACAGCUCAGUGACUGAAGCAUUCAGGAAGAGGCUUUCCAGGGAACACUGGACAUUGCUUAGUGACCUUUUGUUCCUUCCUUUUUUUUUUCUUUUACUGUUCUGAAGGACUUUGAGUCUGUGGUUCACCACCAGCCCAUCAGUGUUUCUUUGAGGUGAUUGCAUUAGGGAAGUUGGCUCUGGGGUUGCAAAAAAAAAAGGUGGAACAUGUUUUCCUUAAAAGAUGGAAGGUUUUAGAAAAUAUACUAGGCCAUCUGGUUAGAAAAAACAGACCAGACUAGAAAAAUCUGUGAAUUUGAUUUGGUAGAUUAAACAAAGCCAGAUGAUUAAAAUGUGAUUUAUUUAUAAACUCUGCUAAUGUC